This is a messenger RNA of Rotaria sordida, 315 nucleotides long. Lineage: Eukaryota; Metazoa; Rotifera; Eurotatoria; Philodinida; Philodinidae. The record is from the annotation of a GenBank genome assembly.
AUGAUAUCAUUCGAUAAUCAAUGCUUACAUAGUGCAAAGAAAAAAUAUAUGCACAAACAAAGAAAGUUGAUAAAUUUAAGUGCAACGAAUAAAGAUACAAGUGAAGAAGACAAUACAAAUGCACCUGAUAUCGAUGAUGUUAGUGAAACAUUUCACGAAGUUAAAGAUAAUGAUGCUAUUUCUGAUGAUAAUGAUUUAAAAGAUGGUAGCACCGAUGACAGAAAAUUUGGUGAUGAUGGUACAGAAGGUGUUAGUUCAGAUAAUGGCAGUCUGGUGAUGGGUGUCGUAUUAGCAUUAGUAUUAGCAUUAAAUUAA